ACACGGAGGUGCUGGAGCGAAAUAAGGAGCUGGCCAUAGAAUUCCUUGGGAUUGUUGGGGGGGCAUUUCCCCCCUUCCUGCGAGGUGUGUUGCAUUUGUUAGAAUUUUUCCUUCCUCCUUUUUCUUUUUAUGAAUUUCACUGUUUGCUUUCCUGAGCUCGAUUCCUGUUCUUCAGCCUUUCAUGGGGCAGCAGCACUAGCAUCGGGAGAGAAGAUGAGAAAUGUGAGGAGGGGUUGCAACUGUCUCCUGCCAGAGGCCAGAAUGUCCUCAAGGGAGAUGUAAAUUAGGUCGCAGCGAACGACCGAAGGAGGGGGCUUUGCUUUACAAAACUGAGCUGGCCCCUGCUGGUACUGCUGUAUGUCUCCUUGUCCCCCCUCCCGCGAUCUGAGCUUAGAAGGGACUCCGAAGUCGGCUCACCUCUGAUUUGGCUUGGCAUCUACCGCCACCUCUCAUUCCUCCCCUCCCACCCCCCCGCGUCCUUUUUGGGGGUCUUGAUUUUGCAUUUUUUUUUUAAAGACAGAGUGGGAUCUGGGGGGGUUAUGUUUUUGUAAAUUCCCUUUUUCUCGGAGCGGCGUCUUGGAAACUGCAUGAAAAUGUUGACUUAACCCCAGUAGCCGCCCGGCGCUGGCUGCUUGGGAGGAGGAAGAGGUGGAGGAGGAGGACGAAGAGGAGGAGGAGGAGAAGGACAAGGAGAAGAAGGAGCAGAAGCCGUGUUUCUGUCCCAGCUCAGCGAGCCGCAGAGCUGCCUCUCCUGCUCGCUACUCCAGACUGCUCGUGCUUUCCGGCUGGACUGAGUCUCCCCCCUUCCCUUCCCGCGCCCCACUCUCCCUAUCCAGCCUCGGUUUCUCCGGCUGAAGCCUAAGCCCUCUCCCCUAUUUUUCUCCCGAAUUCCCUCCAGACUCCCCUUGGUUUUCUGUGUCCCUUUCUGAGCUGCUUCCCCACCCUCCUCCCCCAGUGGAUGGACCGAUCUCCCCAGGGUCUGGCUCCGGAGACGGAGAUAUGAGGAUCAAUGAUGCACACUGCUGGGUUCAAUGAAGCUGGGAAUUUUUAACUGGAUUCAUUAAGGAAUACAAAGGAAAUAUUUAAAGGGAUCAAUAAUGGUGUCUUCUGGUUGCAGAAUGCGAAGUCUUUGGUUUCUCCUUGCAAUCAGCAUCUUACAGGGUACAGAAGGUUUCAGCCGUGCAGCACUGCCAUUUGGAUUAGUUAGACGAGAAUUGUCCUGUGAAGGUUACUCCAUCGACCUCCGAUGUCCAGGAAGUGAUGUCAUCAUGAUUGAAAGUGCUAACUAUGGACGAACAGAUGAUAAGAUUUGUGAUGCAGACCCCUUCCAGAUGGAGAAUACAGAUUGCUACCUCCCAGAUGCCUUCAAAAUUAUGACACAAAGGUGUAACAACCGAACACAAUGUAUAGUAGUUACUGGGUCAGAUGUAUUUCCUGACCCUUGUCCUGGAACAUACAAAUACCUUGAAGUCCAAUAUGAAUGUGUCCCUUAUAUUUUUGUUUGCCCUGGGACGUUGAAAGCAAUUGUGGAUUCACCAUGUAUAUAUGAGGCUGAACAAAAAGCAGGUGCUUGGUGCAAAGAUCCUCUUCAGGCUGCAGAUAAAAUUUAUUUCAUGCCAUGGACUCCAUAUCGUACGGAUACUUUGAUAGAAUAUGCUUCUUUGGAGGACUUCCAAAAUAGCCGCCAAACGACAACAUAUAAACUUCCCAAUCGAGUGGAUGGUACUGGAUUUGUUGUCUAUGAUGGUGCUGUGUUUUUUAAUAAAGAAAGAACAAGGAACAUUGUGAAAUUUGACUUGAGGACUAGAAUUAAAAGUGGAGAGGCAAUUAUAAACUAUGCUAACUACCAUGAUACUUCUCCAUAUCGAUGGGGAGGGAAGACUGAUAUCGACUUAGCUGUUGAUGAAAAUGGUUUGUGGGUUAUUUAUGCCACUGAGCAGAACAAUGGAAUGAUAGUUAUUAGCCAAUUGAAUCCAUAUACUCUCCGAUUUGAAGCAACUUGGGAGACCAUUUAUGAUAAACGCGCUGCCUCCAACGCUUUUAUGAUCUGUGGCGUCCUCUAUGUAGUUCGGUCAGUUUAUCAAGACAAUGAAAGUGAAACAGGCAAGAAUGCAAUUGAUUAUAUUUACAAUACCAGAUUAAACAGAGGGGAAUAUGUUGAUGUUCCCUUUCCUAACCAGUACCAAUACAUUGCUGCAGUAGAUUACAACCCAAGAGAUAAUCAACUGUAUGUGUGGAACAACAAUUUCAUUUUACGAUAUUCCCUGGAAUUUGGCCCACCCGAUCCUGCCCAAGUGCCUACCACAGCAGUGACAGUAACUUCUUCAGCUGAGCUGUUCAAAACCACAGUAUCAACCACAAGCACUCCUUCACAGAAAGCCCCCAUGAGCACAACUUUAGCUGGUGGAACAAAGGAAGGAAGCAAAGGGACUAAACCACCUCCAGCAGUUUCUACAACCAAAAUUCCUCCUGUAACAAGUAUUUUUCCCCCGCCAGAAAGAUUCUGCGAAGCUUUAGAAGCCAGGGGGAUUUGGUGGCCUCAGACACAAAGAGGAAUGAUAGUUGAACGGCCUUGUCCCAAGGGAACAAGAGGAACUGCCUCGUAUCUCUGCGUGGUUUCCACCGGCACAUGGAACCCUAAGGGCCCUGAUCUUAGCAACUGUACCUCACACUGGGUAAAUCAGCUGGCUCAGAAGAUCCGAAGUGGAGAGAAUGCCGCCAGUCUUGCCAAUGAGCUGGCUAAACACACCAAAGGACCUGUGUUUGCUGGGGAUGUGAGCUCAUCUGUGAGACUGAUGGAACAAUUGGUGGACAUUCUAGACGCGCAGCUGCAAGAACUCAAACCCAGUGAGAAGGAUUCGGCUGGGCGGAGUUAUAACAAGCUCCAAAAACGAGAGAAGACAUGCAGGGCUUACCUUAAGGCAAUUGUUGACACAGUGGACAACCUGCUGAGACCUGAAGCUCUAGAAUCCUGGAAAGACAUGAAUUCUUCAGAACAGGCACAUGCUGCAACGAUGCUACUUGAUACACUGGAAGAAGGGGCCUUUGUCCUGGCUGACAAUCUCUUAGAAGCAACACGGGUCUCAAUGCCCACUGAAAAUAUUGUUUUGGAAGUCGCUGUGGUCAGUACCGAAGGCCAGGUACAAGACUUGAAAUUUCCUCAGGGCAGCAAAGGAUCCAAUUCAAUCCAACUUUCUGCAAAUACUGUCAAACAGAACAGCAGAAAUGGGCUUGCAAAGUUGGUCUUCAUCAUUUAUAAGAGUUUGGGACAGUUUCUUAGUACUGAAAAUGCAACUAUAAAACUAGGGGGUGACUUUGUUGGCCGUAACAGUACCAUCGCUGUGAAUUCGCACGUCAUUUCAGCUUCGCUCAAUAAGGAGUCCAGCCGUGUCUACCUGACUGACCCUGUGCUUUUUACCCUGGAACACAUUGAUCCUGACAAUUAUUUCAAUGCAAACUGCUCCUUCUGGAACUACUCUGAAAGAACAAUGAUGGGAUAUUGGUCUACCCAGGGCUGCAAGCUGGUUGACACUAAUAAAACUCACACAACGUGUGCAUGCAGCCACCUAACCAAUUUUGCUAUUCUCAUGGCCCACAGGGAAAUUGCAUACAAAGAUGGAGUUCAUGAGUUGCUUCUCACUGUCAUCACCUGGGUGGGAAUUGUCAUAUCCCUCGUUUGCCUCGCUAUCUGCAUCUUCACUUUCUGCUUCUUCCGUGGUCUUCAGAGUGAUCGUAACACAAUUCACAAGAAUCUCUGCAUCAAUCUUUUCAUUGCCGAAUUCAUUUUCCUAAUAGGCAUUGAUAAGACUGAAUACACGAUUGCAUGCCCAAUAUUUGCAGGCCUCUUACACUUUUUCUUCCUGGCUGCCUUUGCCUGGAUGUGCCUAGAAGGGGUACAACUCUAUCUAAUGCUUGUUGAAGUGUUUGAGAGCGAAUAUUCAAGGAAGAAAUACUACUAUGUCGCUGGCUACCUCCUUCCUGCCACUGUAGUUGGUGUCUCAGCAGCCAUUGACUAUAAGAGCUAUGGAACAGAGAAGGCUUGCUGGCUUCACGUAGAUAACUCUUUUAUCUGGAGCUUCAUUGGGCCUGUUACCUUUAUUAUUAUGCUGAAUCUUAUCUUCUUGGUGAUCACUUUGUGCAAAAUGGUGAAGCACUCCAACACUUUGAAACCCGACUCUAGCAGGUUGGAAAACAUUAAUAAUUACCGUGUUUGUGAUGGCUACUAUAAUACGGACUUACCUGGCUAUGAAGAUAAUAAGCCAUUUAUCAAGUCCUGGGUCCUUGGUGCUUUUGCCCUUCUGUGUCUUCUUGGUCUCACCUGGUCCUUUGGACUGCUUUUUAUCAAUGAGGAGACCGUUGUGAUGGCUUAUCUUUUCACCGUAUUUAAUGCCUUCCAGGGAGUGUUCAUUUUCAUCUUUCACUGCGCACUUCAGAAAAAAGUACGCAAGGAGUAUGGCAAAUGUUUCCGACAUUCAUAUUGCUGUGGUGGGCUACCAACUGAGAGUCCCCACAGUUCAGUGAAGGCAUCAACUACAAGAACUAGCGCCCGAUAUUCCUCAGGCACACAGAGUCGUAUAAGAAGGAUGUGGAAUGACACUGUGAGAAAACAGUCAGAAUCUUCCUUUAUCUCAGGUGACAUCAAUAGCACUUCAACGCUUAAUCAAGGGAUGACUGGCAAUUACCUACUAACAAACCCUCUUCUUCGACCCCACGGCACUAACAAUCCCUAUAACACAUUGCUCGCUGAAACAGUUGUAUGUAAUGCCCCCUCUGCUCCUGUAUUUAACUCACCAGGACAUUCACUGAACAAUGCCAGGGAUACAAGUGCUAUGGAUACUCUACCGCUAAAUGGUAACUUCAAUAACAGCUACUCACUGCGUAACGGGGACUACAGUGAGAGUGUGCAAGUUGUAGAUUGUGGACUCAGCCUGAAUGAUACUGCUUUUGAGAAAAUGAUCAUUUCAGAAUUAGUGCACAACAACUUGAGAGGCAGCGGGAAGAACCACAACCUGGAGCGCUCGCUCCCCGCCAAGCCCGUGAUCGGAGGCAGCAGCAGUGAAGAUGACGCGAUCGUGGCCGACGCCUCAUCUUUAAUGCACAGCGACACCCCGGGGCUGGAGCUCCACCACCGGGAACUCGAGGCUCCUCUCAUCCCCCAGCGGACUCACUCCCUUCUGUACCAACCGCAGAAGAAGGUGAACACCGAAGGGACUGACAGCUAUGUCUCGCAGCUGACAGCCGACACGGAGGACCACCUGCAGUCCCCCAACAGAGACUCUCUUUACACAAGCAUGCCCAACCUCAGAGACUCUCCGUACCCCGAGAGCAGCCCCGACGUGGAGGAGGACCUGUCCCCUUCCAGGAGGAGCGAGAACGAGGACAUUUACUACAAAAGCAUGCCAAAUCUGGGAGCUGGCCACCAGCUUCAAAUGUACUAUCAGAUCAGCAGGGGAAACAGUGAUGGUUAUAUCAUUCCCAUCAACAAAGAGGGCUGUAUCCCGGAGGGAGACGUCAGGGAAGGACAAAUGCAAUUAGUCACCAGUCUUUAGUAGUAGAGCAAAGAAACGCCAAGGGCCACAUGCAAGUAUUUAAAAAAAGAAAAAGGAAAAAAACAGACUCGGUUGGCCCUGUUUCCGCCUCCUUCCCAUCUGCUUGAAGAGACAGCCCUGUGAUUCUCCGGUGAGAGAGAUUACUGGACCUUGCAGUUCUGUGAAUUUUUAUAUAACAUACAAAAAAAAAAAUAAAAUAAAAAAAACUUUGUAUAUACACAGAGUAUACUAAAAUGAAUUAUUUGUUAACAAAGAAAAGAGAUACCAACGAGGUAUUUUAAAGAUUUCUUCUGCUGCUGAGUUCAUAGAAAUUGCGAAAGAAGCGAAUCAAAUCUCCCCCAGCCAUUUUACUUGCAGCAGUCUCUCUGAACUAACUUUGUAAAUAUGGCUGCACCAUUUUUGUAGGCCUGCAUUGUAUUAUAUACAAGGCGUAGGCUUUAAAAUCCUGUGGGACAAAUUUACUGUACCUUACUGUUUCUGACGAGACUUGGAAAAGCAGGAGAGAGAUUCUGCAUUCGCGUGCAGUCCACUGCAAAUCUUUCCCAUUAAGGCAAAGAUUGAAAACAUGUCUAACCACUAGCAAUCAAGCCACAGGCCUUAUUUCAUAUAUUUCCUCAACUGUACAAUGAACUGUUCUCAUGAGAAAAAAAAUAAUGGCUAAAGAAAUUAUAUUUUGUUCUAUUGCUAGGGUAAAAUGAAAUACAUUUGUGUCCAACUGAAAUAUAAUUGUCAUUAAAAAUAAUUUUAAAGAGUUUGGAGAAAAUAUUGUGAAAAGCUCUUGGUUGCACAUAUGUUAUAAAAUGUUUUUCUUACACUUUGUCAUAAUAGUAUGUUUAAAAAAAAAGACAAGUUCUACUCAUUUUCACUUAUUUUCCACUGUAAACAGUGUUCUGCUUUGACAAGUUAGUCUUUAUUCUUACAUUUAAAUUUCUUAUUGCCAAAAGAACAUAUUUUAUGGGGAGAAAUCUCUUUGAAGCCAGUUAUGCCAUGCCUUGCACAAAUUUGGUGAAAUCUAGGAAAAAAAAAGAUUGUAUGUCAUUCCUCUGUUCAUUCUUGCACAGGGGGCAGAGAGGGCACUGGACACUUCUCACAAACUUUCUAGUGAACAAAAGGUGCCUGUCCUUUUUUAAAAAAAAAAAAGAAAAGAAAACAUAAAUAUUACUCUUCCAUAUUCCUUCUGCCUAUAUUUAGUAAUUAAUUUAUUUUAUGAUAAAGUUCUAAUGAAAAUGUAAAUUGUUUCAGCAAAAUUCUGCUUUUCUUUUCAUCCUUUUGUGUAAACCUGUUAAUAAUGAGCCCGUCACUAAUAUCCAAUGUAAAGUUUAACACCUGUUUGACAGUAAAUAAAUGUGAAUUUUUUCAAGUA
Molecule: messenger RNA, 6912 nt
Organism: Antechinus flavipes (yellow-footed antechinus)
Lineage: Eukaryota; Metazoa; Chordata; Mammalia; Dasyuromorphia; Dasyuridae
Gene: ADGRL2
Product: adhesion G protein-coupled receptor L2
Exons: 24
Coding region: 1098-5549 (1483 amino acids)
Biological process (GO): brain development; adenylate cyclase-activating G protein-coupled receptor signaling pathway; cell surface receptor signaling pathway
Cellular component (GO): neuron projection; membrane
Molecular function (GO): G protein-coupled receptor activity; carbohydrate binding
Source: RefSeq, a predicted model, not a curated record